CAUUGACCUUCUUUCUCUUUUAAAAAAUCUCCUCUCCGCUACUUUCCACCACACAAAAAUUUAUUCGCUCACCACUCUCUCUCUCUCUCUCUCUCUCUCUCUCUCUGGUCUCUCCCUGGCUAGCUACUGUUGUGUCUGCAUGUUUGUUUGGUUGACAUGGACGACCUCACAAACAGAAAAAAUCCCAUAAAACUAGUGCCUUUUCUAAUCUUCACCGCCCUAUUAGCCAUCACUCCUGCAAUUGCAGCAGGAUCUCAUGCCGACGAGUAUCAGCCAAUACCAAACCAAACAGCUGGGACAUUGCAGCCCGUCGGCACGACGGAGUAUAGGCUAUUGAUCGACGUGUUAAAAGCUCCUCCUCAUGAUCAUGAUGAUAUACAACGGCGGCAGAAGCGACGGCGGCUCGCGCCGUACCAGCUGUGCUUGCUGUGCAAGUGCUGCUCGGCCACCACGUGCACCUCCAUGCCCUGCUGCUUCGGCAUCAACUGCCAGCUUCCCAAUAAGCCCUUUGGCGUCUGUGCUUUCGUCCCCAGGACCUGCAACUGCACCAAUUGCACAACUUCUGUUUAAAAGCUUAAUAGCUUUUCUUCUUCCCUUUGAAAUUAUAUUUAGCUCUCUCUAUCCCUCUUUCUUUUUUUCUUUGAAAUUAUUGUUAUUGUUAAUUUGAAACUGGUGGGUUUUGUGCCGAUGGCUAAAAUACAAAUGAUGACAACCUUGCAGUGUCAGAGAGCUCUGCAAAUUAUUCGAUGUUUAGAAAUCUUAAAUCAAUAACGUCGACCUUCUUUCUCUUGUGUUCUUGUAUAAAAAUAUCAUCUUUGAAACA
Prunus mume (Japanese apricot) is the source of this 823-nucleotide messenger RNA. NCBI's taxonomy places the organism in Eukaryota, Viridiplantae, Streptophyta, Magnoliopsida, Rosales, Rosaceae. The record is from RefSeq and is a predicted model, not a curated record.